AUGACCCCAUCAACUCCUUUCGAGAAAGCAAACCAUCUCAUUAACUGCCUCCAAAAGCACGGCCAAGGCGACUACAUCGGCCAAAUCAUCCCCCUCGACUCAACACGUGAGAUCCACCUCCGCAUGAACCUGAAAAACAACCAGUCCGUCGGCCCCAUCGGCCACGAGACACCAGGCGCGGAGUACCCUCCGCGGCCUGGGCUUCAAUUUCUCACGGCUGUGGAUAGCGCGUACUACGAUUCGCUGUCUGCUGCGUCGAAAAAGUCGCUUGAGUUCCAGGGUGGUCCGUUUAGCGGGGCGGAGCUGGCGACGUUUGAGGCGGAUCCGCUGCGCGAGGAGAUGGUCCUGUUGAGGCUUUGGGAUGAUAGUGAUAGAGCCAAGGUUCUGGGGAUUGAGGGUCUGACGCCGCGCGCGGGGGAGUAUCUGGAUGAUCGCCGGGCAUUUGGAGAGGGAGGCUGGAGGUGGAGCUGCAGAUGGACAUGGAGAUGGAUGAUUUGUCUAGCGAAACCAAACAGAUGGAGACGCCGGAGCAGGGUCGUUGAUUAG
This is a messenger RNA of Aspergillus fischeri NRRL 181, 546 nucleotides long. RefSeq lists its product as uncharacterized. The record is from RefSeq and is a predicted model, not a curated record. NCBI's taxonomy places the organism in Eukaryota, Fungi, Ascomycota, Eurotiomycetes, Eurotiales, Aspergillaceae. The transcript has 2 exons. Bases 1 to 546 code for a protein of 181 amino acids.